This is a messenger RNA of Pseudoliparis swirei, 4479 nucleotides long. It is a transcript of the gene ofcc1, whose product is annotated as orofacial cleft 1 candidate 1. Gene Ontology annotation, cellular component: perinuclear region of cytoplasm. Lineage: Eukaryota; Metazoa; Chordata; Actinopteri; Perciformes; Liparidae. The record is from RefSeq and is a predicted model, not a curated record.
UCUGGUCAUUGUUCAGCGGGCAGACUCAGCCGGUGACGAUCGUUUGCCGUGUGUGGAGAUGGACACCGUGAGCAGUAAGUUACAGCAGAAGGCUCUGCAGCAACCUAAGCAGAAGAAAUCCAAGUCGGCUGAAUUUCUGAUGGGAAAUAGACGUGCCCAAAAUGACUUUGACCCGGCGUCGGCUGAGCAGACACACCCAAGGCAUUGCAGGAUGACCGGGGUCAGCGCUGAAGAUGAGCUGGAAUUAAAAAUAUUGAAUGCUGAUGAAAACCACCUGUAUCAAAGAAUGUCUGCAUUUCUGGAUGAGGAGGAUACCUUUAUAAAUAUACCUGGUACGCUGCCAGCCUCCAGGGAUGAGGAGGUGUUGGAGGUGAAGGCGGGUGACCUGUCAGCUGAUUCCGCUUGCUCUUCCUCAUCUCUUCCAGGGAAGAAUUCCUCCUCCGGAGCCAUUUCUGAAAACACGGGAGAGAAAAGUGAUCCAUGCGGGGAGAAAGCAGAGGGUGGGACUCAUGACAAGAAGAAGCCAAUCAAGAAGACAAAUAGCUGCGGCCCCAGCAUGAGCGGCGGCGGCUGCGGCGGUGGCAGCGGCUGCGCACCGCCUCGGCAGGCAGACAACGGAAGAUGCACUUCGAUGGAGGCGAUGGAGGAGUAUACAUUCUCCCUACAAUCAGCACGGACUGGAUCUGGGUCCUGCACGUCGCGCCUGUCCGAGCGAGCCCGUCUGGCCCUCCGCAUGCUGCCGUCCGAGCUGGGCCUGCCGUUGCCGCGGCAACAACAGUUGCAUAGUCGCUGGCGUUGCUCCGUUCGGCAGCUCGGCCUCAUUAUGCUGCUGCUGGCUUUGAUGUGGUUUGUGAGGCUCUACCUGCAUUACUGCAGCCAGUGGCUCUUCCUCCAGGCCAUAGCAGUUCCUGUCAACAAAUUCCAGUUCCACGCACACACGGUGGACCUCGUUUACCAGAGUUCUUUGCUCCACACCCGGGAGGAGCUGGCUAUGGUGGUGGUGGGUCCCCUGACCUUGAACGCCGUAACGUUCCUGCUGGUUCUGAUCAGAUGUGGCUGUCAACAAAUAUUUGGCUCACUCCCUUCCUUCACGUCAAAGUUUAUCAUGGCUCAGGGAGUGUGGACAGUCCUCGACCCUCUGGCAGUCUUUGCAGUGGACGCUGUCCUCGGGCGUCUCGCCUACAGCCCAGACACACCAGUGGGUGACGCAGCCAAACUUUAUUGGCACUUCCAUCGUGUCGACCAAUCAGGUGCAGCGGGAGUGGUCAUCACUCUCUUUCUGUAUGCCGUCCUCUUCCUGCUCUCCAUAACCAUCCUCUUCAUUAACAUCCUCAGAUUCCACAACGAUGGUCGCAUGCUGGACAUCUUUCAGCGGCUCACAGCCAAGGAGGGGACGUACUUCCUGCCUCAAGACCUGGAGCUGUCCAAUCAGGAGCUGAGCUAUGUUGUCAAGAAGGCGGAGCAGUGGAGAGGCUUUAAUGGGGAGAGACGCAAGGUGGCAGUCUAUGAUUAUAUUUGGACCGUGGAAGACCCACCGGCAGGCUCUGCAGCCCCUGCCGACCUCCCAAGAGAGGAUGCAGCUCUACCAGAGGGCGAGACCAGCACCCACGUGGCAGUCUACACCCUCUACCUCAGUGGGCUGAAACAAAGAUACAGGCACUUCCUCCGACAACCAGAUGGGGCUAUCAUUGAGGUGAUUGGUGACGUGGAAGGGUUGGUGCCCUGCCCGGGUCGGGGCUCGGCCAAUCGGAGAGAGGACAAGGAAGGUGCGAAUGCUGCACACCAGCUUCGGAAACGGAAGAAAGUAUUUGGGCGGUCCAAUCGUGUGGAGCCAAUAGGAGGAAGUGGGUGUGGCUUCAGUUUUGCACUGCAAGACCUCAACCGAUGAAACCAAAGCAAAGGAUGAGAUGGUUGGAUCCUAAACUAAUGUAAGUCAGCUUAUCAAUCUGUUUGACUUUAAUCCUCUGCAAAAUAGUACAGUAGUUGGUACAUGUAUUGAAUAGUUUGUGCUUUUUGUGUUGUUGUAGGAUUUAAAUAUUAAAAACACUUUCACACCAAAAUGUGGCGUGAAAAGAUCUCAUUCACUUUUGCAAUAACUUUUUUCUUAGUUCUAAUGUGUGUACUGUAUUUUUGGUUCUCAAUUCCUGAGUACUAUACCUUUUCAUGACAAGUUUAAUUACAGAAUAACGGCAACCAAAAACAGUUUUGUAAAUUAUUUUGUUCUGGCAUCCCCCAGCAAGUAAACACAAAUAUUAUUAGUGAACUAGUUAUAACCAAACAAUGUCCAGCGACACCAAGGAAUGCAGUGAGGUCUCAACACGUUGAAAAAUGAAGAUUCUAAAAUUCCCUAAUCAGAACACGAGUGAUAAAAUAUCAAUAUUGGCCUCACAUAAAGCAAGAUAAUAUUCAGGCCUGUUUGAUUUGUAUUGAAUAUGUGUCUGCUAGCCGGUGCUCAGUGUAAUGAAGUGGCUCACAAAUCAGGCCAUAAUGGCUGCCUACUUACACAUAUUGCUUAAUUAAAGGUUGUGAGCUUAUUAGCAUGUGUCUCUGGCACAGGGCGCGGCGAGAUGGGAAUCGGGUCUGAUGUCGUUGAGGGCCAGGCUUUAAAGGUUUUAUAGAUGUCUAACCUAUCACACUAAAGCCAUAGCCCCCUGUCCCCAAGAUCGGAUCUUAAUAACCUGUCAUUUUCAUUGAUGAUGAUUCGCCUUUAUGGGCAGCCAUUACAGAUCAAGUUCUAAGUCGUGUUGGAUGGCGAUAGCGACCAUUCGUGCCCGUCAUUACCAGAAGACACACCUUACCUCGGCCUUGAUGGUGCUUUUCACCUCCAUGUUUAAAACCAUCUCAGCCAGGGCCCAAGGGGGGCGUGGUGCACAGUGUUAUAUAGAUACACACACACACACACACACACACACUCUCUCUCACACACAUAACGAACGCAGGCCAUCUGCAAUACGACAUGAGGAAAGCACAACAUGUAGGCCUAAUUAUACAGGGAUUGCAUUGAUUGUUUGUGUCCACUGUGUGCCAACUCUCACCAGAUCAUGACGUUUUGUCUAAUUUGGUGUGUUUUCAGCAUUGGCAGGAUGUGUCAGACUCUGGUGUUGCGUCCUGUCCUUCCGUCUGCCUUUGACACUAGCCAGAACCUAUAGAGCUAAUGCGCUCCAAUUAGAGAUCACUCCAUUAACAGUGACAGUGCUACACCCCCCAAUUCAAUCAGCCCCUUAAUGAACAUUAAGCAGAGACGCCGGCUCUUAGAGACGACAGGAUGCUCUCUCUCUCUCUCUCUCUCUCUCUCUCUCUCUCUCUCUCUUUGUCCUACUUUACUCCCUCUCUACCGAUCCGUAUUGUUCUCAUCCUCUCACCCAACUCUCCUGUUCUUUUUAUUUCCCCUGUUUGUCUGUUUUCAAUGGUACAGUAUUGGACGCAAAAUCAACACAGCUGAGAAGCAUACAAAUAGCUCUGUUCUGUUUUGAUAUGUUAAUAAUGAUUUAUAAAUCCAUACUAUUUGAUGAUUUUUUUAGACUCCUGCUUUUUCUCUUGUUUGAUGUUUUCUGAAAGCAGCACCAACUUUUCAGUUCAUCAUCAAAACAAUGCCCUCUGCAAUAUUUUCCAACGGAGGGCGGACGGUGCAGAUACAGGCGGGGGUGGGGGUGCAAAGGUAUUUCAAUGGUUCAAAUAUUUGAUUGUUAAUGACAAACACCAUUUCACCACAAUUUAAAUUUAAAAUUGAUCCCUGGGAGCAAUUAUUUCUGGGGGAGAAAAACACGCCGCUAGGUCUCCGCUCCACACACUUGCUGAUUUAAGUUAAAAGAAAACCUUUUUGCAGAGCUAUCAUAAGGGAGCUGCAAUUUUUUGAAGUAAGUGCCUGCAUCUGCUUAGAGCCAACCCAACCUGGGGAUGUUGCUGGAGAGUGAGAAAAUAGAGGAAAAAUAGAACAUAAAAAGAAAAAAAUAACACUUUGUCUAAUUCUAUAUUUAUGUAGCCCUCAGCUUGCGGUGUUCACAUAAAACAGUUUGUAUUCAGAAGUGCUGCGGUGAUCGUAAUGCUGCACGUAGAGAUCGGCGACUCUUCUGGCACGGUUGGCGGGUGCAGCUCAGCCUGAUUCAUUUGAAUUAAAGUUACCAACUAAAUAAAAGGGAUUCAAAUUCUCACUUUUGCUUUUUUUCUUCUUCUAUAUUUUUCUUUCCGGACCUUUUCUGAUUUUUUUUUUUUUUUUUAAGGCAAGCACUAAUGUAUUUCUUUUGAUGAAGAACUUUGUACAUUUACUGUGUUUGCAUAUACCUCUAUUCACCUGACUUCAUUUAUGGCAUCUUUUUGUUUGAUGUUGAAAUUUCUUUAUGUCUUGCACAGAGCUUGUUGUUCUGAUGUUUUUGGAUCAGAGAAAAAAGAAGAAUAUCUGGCUGACAACUAAAUGUGUGUGAACCUCAUGUGUGUCCACUUCUCAUCUAUUAAAAAUGUUUAUUUUUCUGUAAAAAAUCA